This is a messenger RNA of Cinara cedri, 4042 nucleotides long. Lineage: Eukaryota; Metazoa; Arthropoda; Insecta; Hemiptera; Aphididae. The record is from the annotation of a GenBank genome assembly.
AAGCAAGGUGCAUCAAAGAUAAAACGCGUGUGAUAAAAUGAUAACAAUCGCGUUUAAAAAAUAAACAUUAACUACAAUACAAUGUUGGCUGGCGUCAACAUCUCCCUAUAUUCUAGUAUUCCUGUAUCCAUGGAUAAUACUGAUAUUCGUAAUACUCUAAUAAUAAAAUUAGAUAAUAGAAGCACGCUGAUCUUACGUCACAGAUAUCUAUGUCAUAGAAUAAUCUAUAACUUAUUAUCUAUAUCUCUGAUCAUUCGUCAUUCAGUAAUCAGUAUGAUAUAAUACAAUUUAAUUCAUUGAUAAUGUACAGACGUUUAACAAAUAAUUACGAUUCACAAUUUAUUUUUAAAAUUAACUAUAUAAUUCAACAUUGUUUUAGUUCAACAUGUUUUCUAGGAAUAUACUAUAUUUAAAAAACAGUGUUCGAUCAUCAUUUCUAUCCCGAACAUACAGAAAUGUAAAAGCAAAACCUGUUAAACAAUUGAAAAAUGACAAUGUAAAAGGUAAUCCUGGAGGUAAUCGUAUGAUAGCUUUGAUCUUGGAUGGCGAAGCUCCUGAUAUGUCUAAUGUUACAUUGGAAGACAUUGAAAACGGAGAAAAUGAUUUGCUUAAUUCACAUUUAUUUUAUGAUCAACACAUGAAGUAAUUAUUAAUUGAAUAACUUAUAAGUAACGUAAAGUGCAAAUUAUUCAUACUUUGUAUACACUGAACUAUUAAAAUUUAAAGUGGCAUUAAUACGUUUAAGUGUUGAUUUAAAAACUAACAAGUUUAUCAAUUUAAUAUUUUGUUCUGGAUCCACAGUUGAUAGAGUGGAGUUGCCGCCCAUGCCCACCUUAAAAACUUUUUUUUAUUAAUAUUUAAUUUAAUUUAUCUACAGUUAUUAAAAAACUACAUUAUAUGUUGUAUAGCUUAAAUUUCAAAAUCUCAAGAACACUAGCCGGUUCACACACAAAUAUAUUUGACCGUGUGAACCAGACUUAUGGAGUAAACAGUAAUUUGAAUACCUAUUUAAAAUCAUCGUUUUAUGCAUAGAUACUUAUUAUUAUUAUUUAUUGUUUUAUGAACAUCAUAUGCUAUUUAUAUUUAUAAGUAAAUUAAUAUAAAAACAAUCAUGUUAUGACUUAUUCAAUUACAAAAAAUUACACUAUCUACGAAAAAAAAAUAAAAAUCGAGACCAUCUGUGAUAUCUUCGUCAUACAUUUUUUUAAUGACAUUUGUUUUUUCAGUGAAAUAAAACAACAACGAAAAUUUAAAUCAUUUCAAAAUAUUAAACGGAAAUAUUUUAAAAAUAAUGCAGUACAGACAAACUUUUUAACAUAUUUUGAAAAACAACAAAUAAAGAAUUUACAUGAAAAAUCUCCUAAAGAGUGGACCCCGGAAACAUUAUCAACUUGUUUUCCAGCAACUCCAGAAAUAAUAGUUGUGAGUUACAUAAAUUAUCUAUAUACAAUUUUUUCAUUUUAUUAGGUAUAGUGGUCGUGAUAAUCUUAAACCUUCAAUAUUUGUAUAUGGCAUUUCUGUGAUAGGUAAUUACUUCAUAAUCAAUCUUUGGUUUUUUUUUGUUUAUUAUGUAUGAUGUAAUUAUACAUAACUGUUAGUGGGAUAUUGUAUUAGCUAUAUAUAUAUAUAUAUAUAUAUUAUUUACUAUGUAAGUAAUAUCUGCAAUGUGUGUAGGAAUUAUUUAAGAAAAAAAAAAAAUGGUAUUUUAGAAUCUCUAAUAGCCUAAACAAGUGAUGCCAAAAAUCAUUUCAAAUAUUACUAAAACCACUGUAUAUAUAUUCUUAAAACUUAAUUAAAAAAUAAAAGUUACGUGCCUAAAAUUUAAUUUUAAUUUAUAGAAAAUAUUGAAAUCUAAAUGGAUAGCUGAUGAAGGACAGAAAAUAUUAAGACAUGAUAGAUUUGUACAACAAAAUUGGGAACGCUUUCGUAAUGGAUUAUUUAAAGAUAUUUUAUCUAAUGAACAUAAAAAUCAUUUAACCAAAUUUUCAGAUCGCCGUCCUACCUUGAUUACACUAGAACGUAAGUAAAAAUGUGAUUUUGUUUCUAUAGCAUAUAAUUGACUAUAGCAAUAUUAUAAAAUAUACAAUUAAAAUGGUUGUUUGUUAUAAUAAUAAUAAUUUAUUUUAAAUAUUUUAAUAGUAAAUUUAAAUGACUUAGGUAUAAUAAAGAUUAAUUACAUUAAGUUUUUUAUUGAGAAAAUUUUGUAAAUGUUUUAAUAACAAAAUACCACAGCUAUUAUUAACUAUUUAUAUAAUUAGGAAUAUCUAUAGAAAAAAAAAAUAUUGAUUUUUAUUUUCCAGCAUAAUUCAUUUUAUGAUGACAAUAUAGAUUGCAAUAAAUAAAUUAAUUAUUAUAAAAAUGAAAUUGAAGAGUAUGAUUUGUAGGUGACCUAAUAUUUAUUCAAACAAUUUUAAAUACAAAUAUUGAUCAUUAAAAAGCAAAUAAAGUAGGUGAACAAAAUAUAAAUUCCUAAUUUUGUCUCAAGAUUUAAAUAUUAAAAUUACUGUUCAAAUUUUGGAAUAUUAUAUACCUAUUGAAUUUCUUUUUCAAUUUGUUAAUACAUAAUUUUUAUUCAGAUAUUAAAUUAAAAUACACACAAUGGAAAUAUUAUACAAGAUAUUUUUAUAGAUUAUAUUAUAGACCUAUUAACUAAUGGACAGUGUACCAUACUUCCCGUUACAUAUAAACAAUAUAGUGAGUAAGAGGGAUAUAGUUUGGGCCAUAUUUUUCUCAAUCUGUAUUGUCUUAAUGGUUUAUUGAGGAAUUGAGGAUAUGUUGUCCAUUAGUUAAUGUGUUUAGGGAGUAUACACUAUAUGAUGGCGUUCUUAUUUAGAUUUUAUUAUUAAAUUAGAAUUAAAUUACAAUAGCUUCUGAUCUUUUUUCUAUAGUGUUAACUAAAACUACCUAUAUUUUUAUUAAUUACACUUACACAAUAUAUAUUGAUGUAUUACAGAAGCUGAAGCCUUUAUUUCAAAACCAGCUUCAGAUUUUUUAAAGCGUGAAGAAUUUGGUCAAAUAAUUACUAGUUACCUUGGUGAACCUUCUGAUCAAAAUGAACUUACACAAAUUGAAACUAAAGAAGAACCUCAUGUUGAACGAAUUUAUGAAGAUAACACAAUUACUGAUAAAUCAAAGAAACAUUUUACAUUAGAUGAUAUUAAAAAUAAUUCACAAAACAAGUCAUUCAAAUGGUAUAUGCCACAAACCUUGCAGUCAAAUGAAAAAAGUGUUGACAUAGCCACAGUUGAAGCAAGUUUACAAGAGAAUACUAGUGUUAUUUCUCGGAAAGAAGUUUCAACAUAUAUUGAUACAAUGAAUGACUAUCCAUUGGCUAUACGAAUACCUAAACAAGUUUGGAAAGAAGGAUAUAUGUAUAAAGUAAAAGAUUGCUUUUAUGAUGAUAAUGGAGAUUUUUUAUAUAGAGUUCCAGGUUUAAUUACUGAUGGAGAUAGUCAACAAAAAUGCAAAAAUUAGAUUGAUUUAAUUUGUAAAUAUGAUGAACAAAAAUAUUAAUAAAAAAUAUAUUAUCAGUUUAUUGUUUACAUGAAUAAUAAAUUCAAUUUCGCCAAUAAGUAAUAAAUUUACUAUUUGUAAAAACAAAUUAUUUUACAUAAAUAAAAAUAAAAACAUCAGAAAUAAUUGUUUUGUAUUUUAAAUAUUAACAUUUGGUUCUUCAUAUUGAUAAAAAAAAAAAAAAAAAUAGGCCAGAAGUAUUUUUGGUUGCUGUUUAUCUAGGAGUGGUGAUUUUAACAAAUAACCAGGUUUUAAUAGAACAACUAUUAAUACUUCAGGCCAAUCUACUAUAAAUUAAUAUUUGGAAUGAAUAUUUAUUCAUUUUGAACAAAAUAACUUAAAAAUGUGUUUAAAUUAAAUAUUUAUAUAAAAAUGCCAAAAACAGUAACGAUAGCUUGAACUGUUUGAUUUUCCCAUUUAACUGUGCAACUACCAUCUGUUGUAUUAUCCCAAUAACAUGCACUAGCUGUAUGUGUAUCAGCAGCAUCAGAUUUUUGCAUAAUAACACAUGUCACUGCCAAACAAAAUA